Messenger RNA from Aspergillus wentii DTO 134E9, 645 nucleotides. RefSeq lists its product as uncharacterized. NCBI's taxonomy places the organism in Eukaryota, Fungi, Ascomycota, Eurotiomycetes, Eurotiales, Aspergillaceae. The transcript is spliced from 5 exons. The record is from RefSeq and is a predicted model, not a curated record. Bases 1 to 645 code for a protein of 214 amino acids.
AUGGACUGCAAACACUGUGGAGCCAAAGUUAAUGCAGGAACCGAAUGGGAGGCGCAUCUUUCUCGUCACCAGACCAUUCAGAACAGAGUUCACGCAGGACGAACAUAUGGCGUCUCAUAUCAGAGAAGACCACCUCGUGCGAUACAAACUCCAACAGAAACGCCGGUGACAAGUCAGUCAACGGAAGUAUCUGUGGACAAAAAUGCCGAUGGCAAGAGUGACCAAGUAGUGUGUUGGGCUCUCAUUGCGGACAGCUAUCAACCUUAUGGAUAUCGGAUUGAAGAACGCUAUCUGUCCCUUCCAGAAUCGUCUGGCCUGUUCAAAUGCGAAAAAUGCGAUCUUAUGUAUACAAGUUUCAGGGAUUGUGAAAUCCAUGCCAAAUCUCACCAGAAGGAAAACGCACGAUGCGAGCACUGUGGCACUUUGUUCGAUACAAGUCACCAACUCGAUAUCCACUACGAUUGGCAUUGGGGGUUGCAGCGGGACUAUGAGAUAGAAAAAGCUCAAGCAAGCCACAAAUAUCCGGACAGAGAAUAUUCCUCCAUUCCUGAGCGAAAGAAACCGUCUCAAAAGAAAAGGCGUGACGGUGAAGUCGUUGCUCUAAGCUUCGUCGGUCCAUCCGACUUCACAGCGGGCAAGUGGUGA